AUGAAUCUGGGAAAUCUAAAACCAAAGAUAGAUUUCAGAAAAUACAGAAAUGGCAACAAAACAUACUUCAUCGAGGAGGAAUGCAGACGCAUCGACAAGACGAAACUUUGUAACAUCAACGACCUGAUAGACUUCACUGGAGACGCUUGCUAUUCGAAUUUACUCAAAGGAUUUUCUGCAAACUGUACCUUUACAGAUCAUUUUCAACCUAAAGCGGUUAAAAGAAUUACUGAUAACCAUAUAGUAAUCACAGACAUUCGAAAUUUGGAGGUCGAUUCAAACUGCGGAUUGACAAAGCGGAACUUAUCUGGAACAUACCUAAUUGAAUUCCACAAUUGUUCAGUGAUAAUAAAUGGCACCCAGUACAACAAUAUCGAAGCCUACAACACCGAACUAACAUACGUCAUGCCUUUAGAUGGUUUACACAUCAACGAACAGACCCUAGAGAUCCUGGAUGAUAUUGAUGAAAUCCACAUCAGAAACAGGCAUCAAACAUUAACCAAACAGCAUACAAUUUAGACAUACACAUCUUUAAGUAUGUCGACAAUUUGUUUCCUAUUAAGUAUCUUUACAGGCCUCCUUUGGAUUUUCAAGAGAAGAAAGCAAAUAAAUCUUCACCAAGGAACAUUCAUGGAGUCUGAUACCAAAUCAAAGCCGUGUGAAACCAAAGUCAGUCCAACGAAUGGGGACCACAGCAACAAACUACGAGCAUCAGCAGUUCUCCACCCGGCAACAAUACCAAGUAGGACGGAUGCGAGCGUGACCAUUCCUACAUCAGCAGCUUGUGGCCAAUGCACUUGCAACACUACGACCACAUUCCAUUUUAAUUCUAGAUCAGCAGUUAUUAGGCAGGGCGAUAGUCCGGGUGACAGAAACCCAAACUUAUAUGAGUUACCGGAACCAAUUCAUCCUAUCCCCGACCUAUCAGCCGUCAUAGACAGUAUCAUGAACGCCCAGCAACAGCAAAUAUCAUCAACAUUAACAACAAAGCCAAGUGAGCAGAACCACAGUUAUCAGAAUUCCAUAACCGAUUGUCCACCUGACUCCAAGUAG
Molecule: messenger RNA, 1053 nt
Organism: Armigeres subalbatus
Lineage: Eukaryota; Metazoa; Arthropoda; Insecta; Diptera; Culicidae
Source: RefSeq, a predicted model, not a curated record